AUUUCCCGCCACAUUACAGCCCUCUUAUUUCUCCCACCCUUUCUCGUCCUCCGCCGCUAACUCCCGCCUCUCUUCGUUAUCUUUUGUAAUUUUUCCAGAGAUGAACUCGUCAGAUUCUCUUCAAUCCACCCCUCUGAAAUCCAAAAAGUCUCUCAAUCUAACCUCCAACUCACCCGUUUCUAAAACCCCAGCCAAGCGCGCCUCUCAGCUUCCCAGUCGCGCUCGCAACCGUAGCUCUGCUCUCUCCAUCAAGGAGGUCCGGCAAGCGGCCCAGAUCCAGCCCCAAACUCAGACCAACCAGAUCAAAUCGGCUCGAAAACAGAUCUUAUCAUGGACAGCCGAAUCUCCCCCUCCCAAAACCUCCAGGGACAGUUCCGAUAAGCUCCCUGAAAAGUACGAGAUUUUGUGCGGGUUUUUCGAUAGCUUGGAUUCUGCAAUCCGGCUGCUAAAACUUAAGGGUUCGAUGCCUACUUUUACUAAUAUUUGCCCCAAAGUAGAGUGCUUAACCGACAGGAGGUUUUCAUAUGGUCACUUGGCUCAAUUGAAGCAUAUUCUACCAGAGGCGAUUGAGAUAAAGAGAUUGCUGAUAUUUGAUGAGAGAACUACUUGUAUGAAACCAGAUCUCCACGUUUGUAUCAUUGCCAAUGCGAUUGACUGUGGGGAUAACUCUAAAUCUGAGACUAAGAAUCCGAACAUGAGGAGGGUUUUUCGAGCUCGGCUCGUGGACUAUCUCGAGGCUCAUCCUGAGGUUGAUGAAAUUCCUGAAGAUGAUCUCCCAGAGCCAUUCAAUCGUUCAAAGCAAAAUUCGCAGUGGAGUUCAUCAACUGAGAUAGUCACAGAACAGCAAUCCUUGACAUCGCAAGGUGAAGUUCUUAAAGAGGAAGCUCAGCCACAACCAUCUAAACACACAAAUUCCAACUCAAAACUGGAUGUGGAGACAUUACCUGAUGCAGUUAAUGACCAGCUACCUGUGGUAGCAUCUCAUGUAUCGAGAUCAUUUCGAAAGCGCUUUUCCAGGAAAGCCACAAGCAAAGCUCAAGAGGUUGUCGAAAAAUGUUCAAAGGUUUCUAUUCAGUCUUCACAAGUUGCAGAAAAAUUUGCUUGCAAAUCUGUCAAAGGCAUUGAAACUAACUCUGCUCCAAUUCAGUCCCCAACUAAAUUUUUAUCUAAACCAACUAUAUGUGAGCCAAGUUCCAAACUUUGCCUCCCUGCAACUCCAGUCAAAGAGAUAAAUUCAUUGGAAACUGAAGAUAAGUCCCCUACAAAAUCUGGCUGUCUUCAGUCCACACCUGCAAAACUAGUUUCAACUCCUGCCAGGCUGAUGACUGCCACACCUACUCUGCAGCCGCAAAAGAGAUGUUACAUGAGCCCAGAUGAGGUUUCUUCCAAUCUAUCAAGCAAGUUAGUCAGGCGGCCACCGCGCACCAGGUCCUUGAAAUUUGACACUCCUGUUAAGGAAGAGAAAGUUGUUGAUGAAGUGUGUAAGAUGGAAAGCAAUCCUGUUGAUAAUGAUGAUGACGUUCUGUCUAUCCUACCUGAGAGCCUUCUGCAUUCAAUAAGGGAGACAGAGAGGAAAGCAAUGGAGGACCUAGAUCCAGCAAUCUCACAAGCAAAAAGACGACAACAGAUGAUUGCCUGCCUACCUAAGCUCUUCAGCAUGAUUCACUAUCUAUUCCAGUCCUUAAAUCGCUCUGUUAUUACCAAAGAAGAGCUAACACACAAAAUAAUUGCUGGUCAUUGUGAUAUUGCUGAUAGAGGAGAAGUUGAAGAGCAGCUAAACCUGUUGCUAGAACUAGUUCCUGAAUGGAUAUCUGAAAAGACUGCCUCUGCUGGGGAUUUACUUGUUUGCAUCAAUAAACUGUCGAGCCCUGAGUCAAUACGAAUGCGACUCCAAGAAGCGAAAUGAGCUGGGAAAUCAGUGCCCAGGUUCAUUAAAUUAUAUAAGAAAUCAUAUUGUCAGCUGGAGUUCAUGCAUCAUUCAGCUUUUGUAAAGUUUUUGUACGAAGUUUGAUGUAUGUAGGACCUUAUUUAGGUAGAAGAUUUAUGAAUGGUAAGAUGAACCCUAGUAUUGAGUUUAAUCAAUCUUGUCAAAGCAAGUGCUUGCUUGACUAAUAUGUGACUUCAUAAUCUGCAAAUUAUUCUGAGAUGAUUUAAUAAUACUGAAUGCAGUAUUUCUGAUUAACAA
Messenger RNA from Gossypium raimondii (Peruvian cotton), 2185 nucleotides. RefSeq names its product CDT1-like protein a, chloroplastic. Lineage: Eukaryota; Viridiplantae; Streptophyta; Magnoliopsida; Malvales; Malvaceae. Gene Ontology annotation, biological process: mitotic cell cycle; regulation of DNA-templated DNA replication initiation; DNA replication checkpoint signaling. Gene Ontology annotation, molecular function: DNA binding; DNA polymerase binding. The transcript is spliced from 7 exons. The coding region runs from base 101 to 1906 and encodes 601 amino acids. The record is from RefSeq and is a predicted model, not a curated record. Gene Ontology annotation, cellular component: nucleus.